Messenger RNA from Protomyces lactucae-debilis, 700 nucleotides. RefSeq names its product ribosomal protein S19-domain-containing protein. The annotation marks the transcript as partial. Gene Ontology annotation, cellular component: ribosome; cytosolic small ribosomal subunit. The record is from RefSeq and is a predicted model, not a curated record. The transcript has a single exon. Gene Ontology annotation, biological process: ribosomal small subunit assembly; translation. Gene Ontology annotation, molecular function: RNA binding; structural constituent of ribosome. NCBI's taxonomy places the organism in Eukaryota, Fungi, Ascomycota, Taphrinomycetes, Taphrinales, Protomycetaceae.
UACACAUCCAGCAUGCAGCCAGCACGGAUACUCCUCAAACGAUCCGUAUGGAAGGGUAUAUAGAUCGCCUUUUGUUCUUUCAUGAGCUGAUCAUCAGGUCCAUUCGUCGUCUCCUUCCCCAUGUCCCUCUCUGAAGCCCUCAAGAAACGCACACCCAUCCGGACACAAGCACGCGCAUGCACGAUUCUACCGGCCUUUGUCGGCUUGCGCUUCAUGGUACAUAACGGCAAAAAUUACCUACCGGUAGAAGUGACAGAAGAGAUGGUCGGACACAAGCUCGGCGAGUUUGCAGCGACACGGCAAAAGUUUAGCUAUAAGCAGACGAAGAAUAAGUAAGGGUUCUUGUCGUCGUCUGUCGUCUAUCAUCGUGCAUAGUAGCGAGCGUGCUGCAUUUACACUAUCCAUUUCAAAAGAAGAGCAUUCGCUACGAUAAUCUAUACGCCCUUGCCAUGAGUAAGUCAUGUAAACCACGAAACCUCCCUUCACUGCCUUCCAUCCACGGGAUGAGCACACUGCGAUUGCAUUCUCGGCGACGUUUGCAUCGCCUUCAUCAAUGUCCUAGAGAAUGCGUUAGCUCAAUCUGCUGCAAUGUAUCAGAGAGCGCAGACUCUAAAUCCUCCUCCUCCGUACGUUCCUGCGUAGAGCGUCGAGCCGGCAUUACAAUCUCCUCCUCCUCCCUCUCCUCUUGCAAUCGACCUGC